AUGCAGGGCUCUGGAAAGUCGACAUGGGCGAAUAGCCUCGCGGGAAGGUCGCGCUCUGCCUAUCAACUCAAAACACCAAUCCUGUCCCUUGACGAUUUGUACCAUACCUACGAGAACCUGAUCAAAAUCCGUGAACGAAAUUCAUCGAACGAACUAUUUGCAACCCUGGUCAGCCUGGAACACACGAUGAGGUCCUUGCCAAACAGUUCUUCUCGUCCUUGCUGGCUGGCGAAGCCGUCGAUGUGCCUUCGUUCGACAAGAGCAUAUUUGAUGGAGAAUGAGACCGCUUCCCGCAACGAUCAAUUGGAGGAACACUGGGCCGCCUCAAAGCAAGUCGACACCGCCAUCGUGGACAAAGACACGUCUACCAUGCUGAUGCGCACGCACGCUUUGGAAUACCUUCAGCUCGUGAAUGACAACCUUAGGAGGUACAAUGAAUCUUUUAAGGGCCCGGAGGAGUUUGACUACUUCGUUCACCUUGACACCAAGCAUCUCCACAAUGUUUACCGCUGGAGGAUACCACAAGAGGAGGCCUUACGGGUAGUGAAGGGGACCGGCCAGAGAGAUGAGCAGAUCAUUGCGUUCGUGCAGGCGUAUAUGCCGGCAAGUUUCACCCAUGGGCGAAACGACCUGUUCAUGGUCAGAACAGAUAUCAGCGAAACGAUUGCCCCAGAAGUGUCCAACGGGUCCUCCGCAUUCACAACUCGGUAUCCACAGCACCACCACACAGACGACCGUCGCCGUGAGUGCAACCGCGGUGUAGCAGCGCCAACCAACUUGGGCACGAGGGCUCAGGCGGUUGGCCGGAAAACCACACGCAUCAAGGCGCCCAGCUCGUCACUGUUUCUGCGCCGCCUCCUGAGCUAG
Molecule: messenger RNA, 867 nt
Organism: Diaporthe amygdali
Lineage: Eukaryota; Fungi; Ascomycota; Sordariomycetes; Diaporthales; Diaporthaceae
Exons: 5
Coding region: 1-867 (288 amino acids)
Source: RefSeq, a predicted model, not a curated record